Messenger RNA from Symbiodinium necroappetens, 513 nucleotides. The record is from the annotation of a GenBank genome assembly. Lineage: Eukaryota; Dinophyceae; Suessiales; Symbiodiniaceae.
AUGCUGGCCACGGAUUUGCCCGGCGUGGUCGAUCCGGAGCUGCGACGAAAACACAGCGAACUCACGAAUUUGGGUUCAGAAAGUUUGGACUUGUGUGAGCUUUUUCAAGUGGAAGAAUUCGGGCACUUCGACCUCAUCGUUUCAUCGGAGGGCGUGUUGCAGAGCCCUUGUGGUGCCCAAGCUCUUCUCCGGCUAUCCACGAAGGGGACCGAGCUGCACCUCACCCUUCGGGGCGACGCCGCAGAGGUACAGCAGCAGAGGUUCUUGCUGCGUAAUGCGUUUGUGGAGAAGACCAGAGUGGACCUUCAAAAAGCAGGCAAAGUCGAACCGACUUACCCUCCGCGUCCACCUUUGGAAUACGUAGUUUGGAUUCGCAUUGCAGGCCCGCGCACCUGUUGGGAUGAGGAGUUUGGCGCUGGCUGCUGCGAGCAUUCAGCAGAUGCUUGUUUUGACGGGACAUAUACCCGGCUUGAAUGUUGCGGAGGAAGCGAACUCAAACAAAGCUUUGGUUGA